Ctenopharyngodon idella (grass carp) is the source of this 1022-nucleotide messenger RNA. Its product is annotated as transcription factor E2F1-like. The transcript has 4 exons. The record is from RefSeq and is a predicted model, not a curated record. The coding region runs from base 1 to 537 and encodes 178 amino acids. Lineage: Eukaryota; Metazoa; Chordata; Actinopteri; Cypriniformes; Xenocyprididae.
AUGUUCAGGCUUGGGUACGUUACAUGGCAGGACCUGUGUAAAACAGUCAACCCUCUGGACAAGAUCAUGGUGAUUCGACCAGAUCACCAGAGAACUCCACCAGAGAUGCAGGUGCAGGUGUCUGAAUCCAGUGAGGGUUGCCAGAUUUCUGUCAAGAGCUCCAAAGUCCCGUUGGACAUGUUUCUGUUCCUGGAGGACAGUUCUGGGGUCUGUAGUCCCGUCACUGAUUAUAGUCCAGCGAAAUCGUCCUGCCAGAGCCCCCCGCAGUCUGAGCUCGUCUCACAGGAAGUGACAUCAUCAUCGCUGGCUACUCUGUGUAGCUCCUCCCCUCUGCCUCUGAGUACAGACUUUGAGUCGUUUCUGGACUUGUUUUCUGGCAUUCGCGAGAUGCCAGAUUUCGACUUGUCUCCUCUGGGCUCGUCUGACUUCCUGCUGGAGUGCGGUGGCGCAGCGGACUCUAACGGCCUCCUGCUGGACGGCUUCCCCUGCCUGUCUCCGCCACACAGCCAGGAAUAUCACUUCGACCUGGAGUUUUGACACUGCCAUUUAAUGUAUUAAUAGAAAUAUGUCACCUUUAAUCUCUCUGGUUUCAUGUUUAUUGGAAUUUAUUGUAAAUCUAAUGUCGUCUUGUUCUUUACAAACGUUCAUCAUGUCACCAAUUCUUUCGUGUUCAUAAAGUUCUGCAUCUUUUGUGUGUAUUGUGUGUGUAGGCUUGUGUGAUAUUUAUCACAGUUACAGGAGACGUUUUGUAUUUAUUUGCAUUCAUAUCUGAUCCUGGUACAAUAAAUGCCCAGUUACCUUAUAGUGUAUAUAUAGUCCCCUAAGAAUUCAUUUCUCUUAUUUUUUUAGUUUUUUUUCCUGUGCAUGUGUAAACAUUCAUACACUUUCCAAUCUCAAAUAUUAAUCUUGAUAUUUAAAUAUUUGAUAUUUGUUUAUUCCUACUAGGAUUCUCAGUAUUUUCUUACUGGAGUUGUUCUUCUCUAGUGAUUUGUGAUUGUUUUAUAGCAUUUGGCUGUUUUAGA